AUGUCGGACCUUCCUCAAACUCCCAACCCCAAGGACGGUCACGCCGACGACGACAACGAGGCCCGCCAUGGCCUCGAGACAGAGCACACCAUGACCCUGUGGCAGGGCUUCCGCAGGUACCCCUAUGCCGUGGGCUGGUCCGUCCUGUUUUCCACCGCCAUCGUCAUGGAAGGCUUCGACGUCGUCUUGAUCGGCAGCCUGUACGCCAUGGGCCCGUUCCAGAAGGAUUUUGGCCGCCAGCUCCCCGACGGCAGCUACCAGCUGACGGCCGCCUGGCAGGCCGGCCUGUCCAACGCAGCGCUCGUCGGCGAGAUCCUGGGCCUGUUCGUCAACGGCAUCGUCUGCGACCGCUUCGGCUACCGCAAGACCAUCAUGGGCGCGCUGGCCCUCGUGGCCUGCUUCAUCUUCAUCGUGUUCUUCGCCAGCAGCCUGACCGUGCUGCUGGUCGGCGAGAUCCUGCUCGGCAUCCCGUGGGGCGUGUUCCAGACGCUCACCACCACCUACGCCUCCGAGGUGUGUCCCGUCGUGCUGCGCCCGUAUCUGACCACCUACGUCAACCUGUGCUGGGUGCUGGGCCAGUUUAUCGUCUCGGGCGUGCUCAAGGGCGUGCAACCCCUCCAGGACAAGUGGGCGUACAAGAUCCCCUUUGCCUGCCAGUGGGCCUGGCCGCUGCCGAUUAUGCUGGGUGUGGCUCUGGCGCCCGAGUCCCCCUGGUGGCUGGUUCGCAAGGGACGCAUCGCGGAUGCCAGAAAGUCGCUGGCUCGCCUGACGUCGCGCGCAGACCCGGACUUCGACCCGGACAAGACCAUCGCCAUGAUCAGACGUACGAACGAGCUCGAGCGCCAGAUCACCGAGGGCACCUCAUACGUCGACUGCUUCCGCGGCGAGAAUCUGCGCCGCACGGAGAUCGUCUGUCUCACCUGGGCCAUCCAGAACCUGUGCGGCAGCACCUUCAUGGGCUACUCGACCUACUUCUACGAGCAAGCCGGUCUGGCGCCGAGCAACGCCUUCACCAUGUCGCUGAUUCAGUAUGCGCUCGGCGCCGUUGGCACCAUCAUCUCGUGGUUUCUCAUCAACUCGUUCGGCCGGCGCACGCUCUACCUGGCCGGGCAGACAGUACAGAGCGUCCUGCUGGUCGUCAUCGGCGCUCUGGGUUGCGUGCCGGACAGCACCGGCGUCUCCUGGGCCAUUGGAAGCCUGCUCCUGGUCUUCGCCCUCUUCUACGACGCCACCGUCGGCCCCGUCUGCUACGCGCUCGUCUCGGAGCUGAGCUCGUCCCGCCUGCGCACCAAGACGGUCGUGCUCGCGCGCAACGUGCUCAACAUCAUCGGCAUCAUCGCCAACAUCUUGACCCCGCGCAUGUUGAACCCGUCUGCCUGGGACUGGGGAGCCAAGGCCGGCUUCUUCUGGGCCGGCAGCUGCUUCCUCUGUCUCGUGUGGACGUAUUUCCGGCUGCCGGAGCCCAAGGGCCGCACCUACGCUGAGCUGGAUAUGCUGUUUGAGCAGCGGGUUCCCGCGCGCAAGUUCGUGUCGACAGUGGUCGAUCCUUUCCAGGCCUCCUCCGAUUGCGCCGAGAAGCGAGAAAUGCAGGAGGGGAAGGCUGAGACUGUGGAGACUGUGGAGAAUGUGAACAAACUGUAA
Molecule: messenger RNA, 1641 nt
Organism: Monascus purpureus
Lineage: Eukaryota; Fungi; Ascomycota; Eurotiomycetes; Eurotiales; Aspergillaceae
Source: the annotation of a GenBank genome assembly